UUCCCCCCAUGACUUGUUUUACUCAGCUGGGGCCAGGGCUGAGUUGUGAAAGCGAAUUGAAUUCCGGUCUCAAUCGGCACUACACGGGCGUUCAGUAGCACGGACUCCUUUGUUCUGUUCUGUGAUAAGAGGCAUUUUUGAAGACAUGUCCACGCGGCUUUUCCCGAAUAUAGACGAAUCAUCUCAGGGAGCUCAGAUGGACGUUCACAGGCCGUAUAUGGAGAGGCGAAGGCAUGACAGUGAGCACUCUUUGUGCAGCGUGCCAGAGUCCAACGAUCUGGAGGCGGCUGAAGCCCUUGUCUGCAUGAGCUCCUGGUUUCAGUCAUCCCAAAGAUCCGGCAGCUUGAAACCUCGUCCUCUGACCCCAGCCUCUGAUUCGUGCGAUUCCCUCUUGCAUCCUGAACCCCCGGAGACCCCUGGAGACUUUGUUUCUCUCUCCUCCUUGUGUAUGACGCCACCUCACAGCCCCAGUUUUCCUGAGACCACUGCUCACAUCCCAGUUCCCUCUUCACCCUGCCCUGUAAAAAAGACUUGCACCAGUAUAAUCAGUGCCAGGCUCCAGCAACCUGUCGUGACCUCCUGUUCUGAGAUGUCAGCUCCUGGGAGGUUUCCCACUUCUGAGAAACCUUCUUUUCAACCUUGCAGAUCCAUGGCUACCAGUGUCAUCCGGCACACAGCUGACAGUUCAGUUUACCAGAACAUUCCACACGCUGUCCAACAUCAACAAUCGACCCCCAUACACAUUCAGCCGCCAAAACAGCCACAAGUUCCUUUACCAGCCUUUUCACCUUGCCAAUCCCACACAUCCAGCACCACAUCAGCAACAUGUGUAAACAGCAGUAGCCAGUCCUCCAAUGACAAAAUCAUUUUCAAAUCUACUUCUAAUUCACCACUUUCCACAGCCAGUCCACCUAUCAUAUGCCAGAUGUUCCCAGUGGCUCAACCAGGACUUAUUUCCGCAGCAUUUAUCCAGAGUUCCGCUUCAAAGUCAAUUUUGCCACAACCAAUUUUUGUUGGUUCUUCAGUUCCACAAGGUACUGUGAUGCUGGUAAUGCCCCGGGCUUCUGUAUCUCAGACAUCGCCGUGCUCACAGCAGGCAGUUGUGACUGUAGGCAACACCAAACUAUUGCCUCUGGCACCAGCACCUAUCUAUCUACCCUCAGGGCAGAGUGGCACCACACAAUCAGAGUUCUCUCGUAGGCGCAACUAUGUUUGCAGCUUCCCUGGCUGCAGGAAGACUUAUUUUAAAAGCUCUCACCUCAAGGCACACCUUAGAACACACACAGGCGAGAAGCCAUUCAGCUGUAACUGGGAGGGCUGCGACAAAAAAUUUGCACGCUCUGAUGAGCUUUCCCGUCACCGGAGAACACAUACCGGCGAGAAAAAGUUCAUCUGCCCUGUUUGCGACAGGCGCUUCAUGCGCAGUGACCACCUUACUAAACAUGCUCGCCGUCACAUGACCACCAAGAAGGUACCCUCCUGGCAAACAGAGGUUCGAAAUCUCAACAAAAUUACAACAGCCAAGGCUCUGCCAAUCAGCAUGCUGUUACCGGCCUCAAACUAAAUCUGAUUGGAGCAAAUCUUUUAUUUCAGUUACACAUAGACUCUUUAUUGGAAUGACGAGGCUGCUAAUUCUCAUGGACAAAUAUGGACAUGCACUGGACUCUCUCUUGUUUUCCAUUCAUUUUGUACACUUUGCAAUGAACGCAAUGUUUUGUUUACUCACUUUAUAAUCAUUCAUGCACUCUUUUUUUUUUUUUUUUUGCCAAAGUCUUUUUACUAUGUUUGUCUUAAUUAUGUUUAUAUAUAUAUAUAUAUAUAUAUAUAAUUUUUUUCUUUUUCAAUUGUGUUGGAAAUAAAUGGCCUGUUUCUUACUGCCUAAAUACAGGACAAUUUUGAACAUUUAUGGAUCUUUGUAUGAAUAAUUAUCUGAACUCUGCUAAUCAUAUAAUUUAAUACUCAUUUUCAGUAAACGGUGAUGAAUCAA
Molecule: messenger RNA, 1987 nt
Organism: Silurus meridionalis
Lineage: Eukaryota; Metazoa; Chordata; Actinopteri; Siluriformes; Siluridae
Gene: klf11b
Product: Kruppel-like factor 11b
Exons: 4
Coding region: 146-1564 (472 amino acids)
Biological process (GO): regulation of transcription by RNA polymerase II
Molecular function (GO): RNA polymerase II cis-regulatory region sequence-specific DNA binding; DNA-binding transcription factor activity, RNA polymerase II-specific
Source: RefSeq, a predicted model, not a curated record